AAACAAACCCGCGUAAUAUCGGACGUGUGGAAGUUCGUUGAGUGUUGGCUCUGUAGUGUUGCCUGCAGUUUUAAGAUAGAUUUGGUCUUUUCCAUAAAAUUAUCACACUGAUGAGGUAGAACACUGUAACAUAAAGCCGUUGAAACAUAGCACACAUCUAGCAAAACUUUUGGCAUUGAGCAUAAUGGUGAGGGGCCAAGACACUGUGUAAAUAGACUCACCAUCCUGAAGCCAAUUGCUAUGAAAAGUAUGGAUGAAGAACAAAAAGGAAAGAAGAUCAAAGAUGUAAUUCGAAAUGAAAUUGAAAAGGAGUGUCUGCAGUCCGUGAUUGAUCAGUUAAUUAGGGAUGUAAUUCAAGGAGAGCUUGCAGAAUCAAAGGAUGUGGAUGCAGAUGCUGUUGUGGGGCAUUUGUUGGACUCCACAACAGUGCAGUCAUUGAUAGAGAGAUUAGGUGUUAUGAACCAUAAGUCUCAACAUCUGGUGCCUACUGCAAUAAGUAUUCCUCAGAAUAUUAAAGAUCAGAUGCUUGAUGGAAGACAAUAUCUGUAUUUGAAAAUAUGUGGUGGAAGAGCCUUCAUAGACCACUUGGGAAUUAGUAAUUCCAGUGGGCUUCACCAGUCUUCCUUUGUCAUCCAUGUGGCACUUCAGACUCAGAGAUUUAAAACUCCUCAAAUCAGCUGUGAAUGUGACCCUCAGAUAUCAGAAGGAUUUCUAUUUGAUCUACAGCAACUGAAACCAGGUUGUGCUGCCAAAACUUUGGAUGCAGUAGAGCUGCUUUCCCUCACUGCACCCAUAACUUUGGUUGUGGUGAAAGAAGGACACGUUGCCAACCCAACUUUAGUCUCUGUUUACACUCUAGAGUGGCAUUCACUUUUAACACAACCAUCAUCAAGUAACAAGUUUGUGUGCCAGUUGAUGGGUAUUGGAGCAGAACAGCAAGUACCAAUUGGAUUAUUGGACAUUGAAGCAAUAUUAUUACCCCCUGUUGAAAAAAUCAUCCCACAUGAGUCCUUUGUAGAACAUAUUCAUAGCACAGAAACACGUCAAGGGGAAAAGCGACGGCUUUUUGUUAGUUAUGCUCGUGAGUGGUGGAGAGAGUAUACAGAGGCCUCAGAGAAACAUAGAAAAAGGAUGGUCAGAAUAUUUGCCAUGGAUGAAUGUGGAAAAAAUAGAUUUGUUUGUGAGUUUGUGAGAGUACUUGAGGUGGGUCAGGCUCUGAAGUCACCUGAGGAGGCUGCACGGUGGGUCAGUGUCCUGCCCACCAUCCUGGAUCAUCAGCUACCUGCAGGUGCUACUAAACCAUGGUACACACUUGGCACUGCUGUUAUGGCUGGCUCACUGAAUAUAGAAGGCAAAUGUAGUCUGCUGUGCAGUCUCCUCCUUGGCUUUGGCCUGGAUGCCUGGAUAUGUAUAGGCACCAAACAGUCAGGACAGCCUCACGUGUGGAUCAUGACCCGGGGACCCUAUGCAGCUAUAACUUUUUGGGAGGCCAUAACAGGUUCACGGUAUUUGCACAGGGUUGGUCAACGUGCUGCUCAUGGCUAUGCUACUAUUGGAAGUGUCUUCAAUAACAAAGCAUUUUAUGCAAAUUGCCAGGUAUCAGAGAAGAUUGAAUACUGCAGCUUUGUUUUUGAAGAUGCCACUAUCUGGAAAAAAAUGUCCUAUACAGCCAUAUCAAGCAUCGUGGAGAAAGAAGUUUACCAUUUGAAGUUAGUGUCUCCUGCAGACAAUGGAAAUGAGAGAAGAAUCAACAUGGAAAUUCAGUUGAAACUAUUGAUAAUGGAACACAGGAAUGACCAUGGCCUGAGUACCCAUUUUGAUGAUCAUCUGAGCUAUGUGUUGACACCUGCUCUGUGGUCUUAUGAGAGAGAAUCCAUAAAUAGUGGUGGCCUUGCUGAAAUCAGAAGUGCAGAGUUUUUUUCUGCUGCACUCAUGAACACUGUGCCAGAAGGAUAUACAUUCAAAGGAUUUCCCCUACAUUUUAUGCAUUCUUCACCAAGACGAGCCUUCAGUGUUAUAUUAAAUUCCAGUAUUGGCCGUGAAAUAAUUGAGGGUCGAGGAGAUAACGUCACCUUGGCUGUACGUGCUGUCACCGCCUGUUACCCUGAGAAUGUGUUUGUCACAUGGGUUAUGGUAGCAUGUACUUUUAGGCAGUUGGGAUGACAUUCACAAAUUUAGUGUAUCCUGAAAAAUUACACAAAUAAAAGAAGAGCUUAAUCA
Messenger RNA from Scylla paramamosain (green mud crab), 2220 nucleotides. Its product is annotated as centrosomal protein of 76 kDa-like. Bases 241 to 2163 code for a protein of 640 amino acids. Gene Ontology annotation, cellular component: centriole. NCBI's taxonomy places the organism in Eukaryota, Metazoa, Arthropoda, Malacostraca, Decapoda, Portunidae. The record is from RefSeq and is a predicted model, not a curated record. The transcript is spliced from 12 exons. Gene Ontology annotation, biological process: regulation of centriole replication.